Molecule: messenger RNA, 3525 nt
Organism: Grosmannia clavigera kw1407
Lineage: Eukaryota; Fungi; Ascomycota; Sordariomycetes; Ophiostomatales; Ophiostomataceae
Exons: 1
Coding region: 1-3525 (1174 amino acids)
Source: RefSeq, a predicted model, not a curated record
AUGCCUUCGCCAACUCCCCGGCGAGGGCCGACUGUCGAUCUAGAGCCACCACCGGCAUUACAGGCAGCUGCAGGAAACCACCAGCUGCUGUUCAAGAAACACAAGGUGCUCCCGCACCCAAGGAAAGAUGCUUCCUACGCUGGCCUCCGCGGUCCUCGUCCUAUGGCAUCGUCUGCUGCUACGAUGUCUGCUGUCAACGGCGCUCUCUCCGAUGUCGACGCGCACCAUCUCGGUUCCCAUGCUGCGAAACGGCACAAGGAACUAGGAAACGGCCCCGACUUGCCUCCUACACCUCCUGCGCAUUCGCGGAAUUCGUCAUCGAGCUACUCGAUCCUGCCGUCCAAUGCCACGUGUGUACAGAGUCUCGAACGCAGCUCCGAAAAUGUCCAAAUCAAGCCGCCGCCACCGAUCACGCCAACAAAGCAGAUGAGUCCCCCGACGCCGGACGUCACUCCUCCCAGCAUUGUUGGGCCAGAAAGCCGUCCGAAAGGCCUGGCCAUGCGGACUGUCGUUCGAGAACGUGGAUUCUCCAAGGGCACAAAUGAUUCUCAAUCCGAGUCGUUCGAGACUGCUCCUGAAAAUCCAUCGUCGGAAGAAGAGGAUGAUAGCGAUGGUCGGUCAACCCUGCGGCACAAUGUGCCCUCCUCGGUCAGGACGUCGGAAAGCACUGUUCGGCGUAUCGUUGUUGCAACUGAAGUUGAUGAUGCUGUCAUGGCCGGAAUGACGGCCAACGAAACGGCCCCGACAGGAGCUGCCCAAAACGCCACAAUGACUAAAACAAGGCAGCCACUUGCCGUAGGAUUGGGCCUUGGCUUAGAGUCUAGUCCUGAGGGGAGUCUGACGCUCCAGACCAAACGAGACUUUGUCAGUUUUGAUGGCGAGUGGGUCGCUACAGUAAAUGACGAGGUAGUUCAGGAAUGGGAUGGCAACCUUGAUCGGAAUGUUGUCGUCGCUCGGAAGUGCCGUGGCCCGCGUCAAAACGUUAUUGUCAGUCACAGGGACGAGGUGAUCAAGGACACCACGGCGCUUCCAACAAAAGCCGCGCUGGCUGUCCGAUCCAUGUCCCUCCCACAAAGAAUUCUCACCUUUCCCCCGCCGAAGGAAAACGGUGAACAGCCAAGACGGUCCACGAAGGAAGAGCAGCCGUUGGCUUCUGCCGCAACAAUAACUGCGCAAAUGCCGUCUUCGAGCAGCGAGAACCGCCGGGUCUCAACCAUAUCCUCCAAGUCCACCGCAUCCACCGUGAUUGAAGCGUACCUGGUCGACGCGCCAUUGCAGCGCCGGAAAACGCUGCGUCAUGUGAAGAAGCAGGUCGCCCUUCGUGACUCCGUCUCCGAUUUGUCUCCUACAAGUUCGGCGCCCCCGUCUUUGCUCGACGAUGGGGGCAAGCAGCAGCAGCAACAACGGCGCCGCAACGGCGCCCAACACGACGUCAGAAGACAGGAUAGCAUACUGUCUACCAGCACUGUCCCUAGUGUGUCAAGCAGGAGUGCAAGGCGUGAAAUACUGAAGGCGGGCGGCAUUCCCGUGAUUGUUGUGCCUGACCGGCGGUCGUCCACAAAGUCGACCAGUCGAGAGCCGUCAUUACGUUCGACCAGCAGCCGACGGUCAAAGAGGAGCCAAAGUGUGUGUUCCGUUCCCUUGUCCCAGAUCUCUGGUUCUAGAGGAAGGGAACCCUCGGGUAUCAGCCGGAGGGGUCGUGCUUACUCAGACUCGGAUGGAUCGGCGCCUGGAGACCAGCGCACCUUGGAUUACCCUCCUAUCGUGCCGAGACGAACGUCGUCCCUGUCUGCUCCUACGAGCCGGAAUGCUUCGAGGAGUGGAUCGCUGACCUCCGAAAGCGUGAAGGCGCAUGCGGAGCUCUUACAGUCCAAGCUCAAAGCACGAGAGGCAGAACUUCCGUCGGUUUUGUCCCGGCUAUCACGGGAGGAUGCGUCGGCGAAAACAAGCGAUGAUUCUGUGUUCGAGACUAAGGAGCCGAGGAAAGCUAUGAACCGGGGCCCUGUUCGAGAAACUGCCCGCGUUCUGAUCCCUAAAGUCAACUUGGCGACUGUGCCGGCACUGAAGACGGACACGCACGAGCGCGAGAAUGGUUAUGAUGGGCAUCACGACUUUCGAGCGCAGUUUGAUCCCAACAUGCAUCUCUCUCCACAAAACACGCCGUUCUCGUUUGCUUCAGUCGACACUGCCACAUCACACCAUUCCCAUGCUGAACUAUCCGAGGCCAUGGCGGUAAGCAUUUUUGCGCACCAGAACACGUCCAUCCUCAUGGUAGACCAUUCAACCCGACCGUCUGAAUGCUCAUCUGAGACACAACCGGAUCGCGCGACGGACUCGAGCAGCAGCAGCAGGUCGAAGGACGAAGUAUCUUCCGCGCCCUCGGUAGGGUCCAGUGGCCGAUCUGGCCGGCUAGGUCGCACGUCGCUCAGACCCGACAUUAAGACGCCUAGACGUAGUCUGGUGGCAGAUGAUGGCCUCGCGACUCCCCACCCGAUCUUCUCGAUGGAUGAUGUCGACUCGCCUCUGAGAAACCCUCGGGCGCCACCUGCUCCCCCAGCAAUCAACUUUAUUCCUGCGACGCCGUCAGGAUUGACUCCGGCUCCAGAUAAGAAGGCGCAGAUGGGCAACUUUUUUGCGGACGAGUUUGAGGACAGACCGAAAAACAACGUUUCAACAGUUCUCAGGCGUGUUCUGAGCCGCGGUCGCCGCGCAGAGUACGGCCCGUCAGCCAGCCGGACUACAGGGCUCAUCGGGCGCACGCUCUCAUUGACAAGAAGCAGCCGCAGGGGUGGUUCGGGGCACAGACGAUCCGGCUCUGUCAGCCGACGCAGAGGCGUCGGUCCGGACUCUGAGCCGGCCGACGAGGGCAAGCUGCAUCCGUUCUGGAGACCGAUGUCGUUUUACAUGGGGGACGAUGGAGAUUUCGUGCGUGAUGAUGACGACGAAGACGAUGACGACGAGUACUAUCGGUACCCGCCGAUUGACAACCGUCCACAUGAACCCCGGAGGAGCCUUAGCUCACGGAUGAAGAGGACGUUUGCGAUUCUGCCACUCGAUGACAUGUACGACUCGUAUCCGGCCACAAGCGACGAGUGGCCCGAUCGCCGAACAGUCCGGCGCACUCCCAGCGGGAACUUGCGUGUAGUGAGGCAUCGGGCCAGCGACGAUGCUGCAGGCCAGACCGGGAUGCGAGAGGCCGAACGACCACAGACGGCUCCCCGGCAACAGGUUGGGUUCUGGAGGACGCCGUCGUUUCUGAAGAGGAGGACGACUGAUCCUCAGAGGGAUGCGACAGGCGACAGCGCCAGCAACAGACACACAACAUUUCCCUUUAUCAGCGACAAGGCGGGUGAGCGUGGGCUGCAGUCGAUCCCUCGGCGGAUUAGCGAACGGCGUCGUGAAAAACGGAGCAACGAAUUGCGGCAGAAGAUCAGCGGACCGCAAGAGGUGCGAGAUGGUGUUGGUGAGGUGAUCCGGCGCUCAAACUACCGGGACGCCUUUACACAAGCUCAGAUGAACUCGUGA